CCAAACUACAAGCAAAAUACAAACAUGACGUUUCACAAAAUCUUUUUCGUAAUCUCUCUAAUGCUCAUUGUUUCUUUGGUUAAUGCAGUUGACUACUCUGUUGUCGACAACACCGGUGACUCCGCCGGAGGAAGGAGAUUCCGAGGAGAGAUCGGUGGUGUAAGCUAUGGCACACAGUCACUAAGAUCUGCCACAGACUUCGUUUGGCGUUUGUUCCAACAAACCAACCCUUCAGACAGAAAGUCCAUAACAAAGAUCACACUCUUCAUGGAGAACGGUCAAGGUGUAGCGUUCAACACAGGGAACGAGAUUCACUUCAACGUGGGAUACCUCGCUGGUGUAUCAGGAGAUGUAAAAAGAGAAUUCACUGGAGUGGUUUAUCAUGAAGUAGUCCAUUCUUGGCAGUGGAAUGGCGCGGGUCGGGCUCCGGGUGGGCUUAUCGAAGGGAUAGCGGAUUACGUGAGGCUUAAAGCGGGUUAUGCCCCGAGCCAUUGGGUUGGACCUGGUCGUGGUGAUAGAUGGGAUCAAGGUUAUGAUGUUACCGCGAGGUUCUUGGAUUAUUGUAAUGGUUUGAGGAAUGGGUUUGUGGCUGAGCUGAACAAGAAGAUGAGGAAUGGUUAUAGUGAUAGCUUCUUUGUUGAGUUGCUUGGGAAAGAUGUGAAUCAGCUAUGGAGAGAGUACAAGGCCAAGUAUGGUCAAUGAAUACACCAAUGAUAUGACAAUAAUCUCAAUAUGGGUAUUGAAAAUAAUAUAAAAUAAAACACGUUAAGUGAAAAUAAAAGAAAAUGGUUUGUAAUCUUUUAUGGUGUUGUUAAGUUUCUAUUGGAAAACACAUUUACGUGUAAGGUCUUGCUAAAUCUGGUAUUGUAAGUUAAUAAAAUAUAUUGUCUUGCUAAAUUUAGUAUUGUAAGGUAUUAUAUAUUGGGAGUUGAUAUUUUAGAUCAUUAUAUCAGUGUUUGUUCGUGACCGUGGUCGAAUAAAUUAAA
Capsella rubella is the source of this 986-nucleotide messenger RNA. RefSeq lists its product as uncharacterized. NCBI's taxonomy places the organism in Eukaryota, Viridiplantae, Streptophyta, Magnoliopsida, Brassicales, Brassicaceae. The coding region runs from base 25 to 702 and encodes 225 amino acids. The transcript has a single exon. The record is from RefSeq and is a predicted model, not a curated record.